AUGAUCUCCCCUGUUGCACUGUCUACUCGUCUUCCUCAGCGGGCUAUCCCCGCAUUUCGAGGCCAAAGGGCAUUUAGUUCCGCACGCCCGUUGUUCAAGGAAAUUCAGGAUGCCUACAUUAUCAGCGCCUCGCGAACACCAACUGCUAAGUUUAAUGGUUCCUUCGCCUCCGUGUCGGCACCAGAGCUAGGAGCAGUAGCCAUCAAGUCCGCGGUAUCCAAAUCCAAAGUGCCCGUGGAGAAAAUUACAGAUGCAUAUAUGGGAAAUGUUUUACAAGGGUCAGUUGGCCAGGCUCCUGCCCGCCAGGCGUCUAUCUUUGCUGGCUUGCCUCCAACAGUCGAAGCGAUGACUGUCAACAAAGUAUGUGCAUCGGGUCUGAAGGCAGUGGCGCUCGCCGCCCAGAACAUCCAGUUGGGGCUGGCUGAAGCCCAAGUGGCGGGUGGCAUGGAGAACAUGACUCGCGUUCCCUACUAUAUGCCCCGAUCGAGCCAGUUGCCUCCAUUCGGGGAGAUCAAGCUGGAGGACGGGCUGAUUAAGGAUGGCCUGUGGGAUGUGUACAACCAAUUCCACAUGGGCAUCUGUGCUGAACAGACCGCAAAGAAGUAUGAAGUUUCACGCGAGGAUCAGGACCAAUAUGCCAUCCAGUCAUACGAGCGGGCCCAGCAAGCAUGGAAGGAGAACCGUUUUGCAGACGAGAUCGCCCCAGUCACUGUCAAGAGCAAGAAGGGAGACACGGUGUUUGAGCGCGAUGAAGGCUACGAGAACUUGCGCAUCGAUAAGAUGACGACCCUGAAGCCCGCCUUCCUGCGUGACGGGACGGGCACUGUGACGGCGGGCAACGCCUCCACCAUGAAUGAUGGUGCGUCAGCCCUGGUUCUGGGAAAUAAGGAUCUCGCCCGGGAGUUUGGGGCCGGUGGUCGUGCACUGGCUCGCAUUGUAUCCUCAGCUGAUGCAGCCAUCGACCCGGUGGACUUCCCGGUGGCCCCCGCCAAGGCCGUCCCGAUCGCACUGGAGCGGGCGGGCAUCACCAAGGAUCAGGUGGCAGUGUGGGAAUUCAAUGAAGCCUUUGCGGCGGUCAUCAAGGCGAACGAGAAGAUCCUCGGCCUGCAAAAUGCGCGAGUCAACAUGCUGGGUGGUGCUAUCUCCCUCGGCCAUGCUCUUGGCAGCUCUGGUUCUCGCAUUCUGGUCACCCUCCUCCACCAGCUUCAGCCAGGUGAGUAUGGCGUGGCUGCGAUCUGCAACGGUGGUGGAGCAGCAACCGCAAUGGUGGUGCAGAAGCUCGAUCAGGUGAACUGA
Penicillium alfredii is the source of this 1296-nucleotide messenger RNA. RefSeq names its product thiolase family protein. The record is from RefSeq and is a predicted model, not a curated record. Lineage: Eukaryota; Fungi; Ascomycota; Eurotiomycetes; Eurotiales; Aspergillaceae. The transcript is spliced from 3 exons. Gene Ontology annotation, molecular function: acetyl-CoA C-acetyltransferase activity. The coding region runs from base 1 to 1296 and encodes 431 amino acids. Gene Ontology annotation, biological process: fatty acid beta-oxidation.